GGUGCUGGGGUCCCUGUGUGGCGGGAAGUGGUCCGGGAGUCGGAACCUCUGGGUUCGGUCCUGGCCGGGAUGUUUUUAUCCGAGGCUGGGGCCCGGCCUCGGACCCGGGAAGUUAGCCCGGCUGAACGCAAGAAGUGGGUGGAAGUGUUUAAAGCCUGUGAUGAAGAUAACAAAGGCUAUCUAAGCAGAGAGGACUUUAAGGUUGCUGUUGUAAUGCUGUUUGGGUACAAGCCCUCCAAGAUUGAAGCAGAUUCUGUGAUGUCUUCAAUAAAUCCCAGUACUUCUGGUUUAUCACUUGAGGAAUUUGUAAAUAUUGUUCGGAAAAAGAAGGAAGCUCAACUGUAUCGGAAUGAGAUAAGACACAUCUUCACAGCUUUUGAUGUGCACUAUCGUGGAUUUUUAACUUUGGAAGAUUUCAAAAAGGCAUUUAGACAAGUGGCUCCCAGGUUGUCAGAGAGGACUGUGAUUGAGGUGUUCAGGAAAACCGUGUCAGCAUUGCCUUCGUGAGCUCCCAGCCGGCCUCCCCUUAGCGGAGCACUGUCAUGACUGACAGACUGCCGUGGCUCGGACGAUGGUAAUUUGGUGGACAUUUUCUCAGAAGUGAAUGAAAUAAGCCUGUCAUCUCAAGGAAAAAAACAGCUGAUAGAAUUUGUUGCCAAUGACAGAAUUUGAGCUUUCAAGUGAUAAUUAGAAUUUGGGAAGCUUGUAUUUCCUCUGGUGAACUUGACAGUUUCUCAAUAAAGACUUUUGUGAUGAGUUCAGUAGUGAUAUUAACAAACAGCAUGUUUUUAUAUUGUGUAAGGAAAUGUGUUAGCAUUUAGAAGAUCUAUAACAUGAAUGAAUACCUAUAUUUCAAUGUCCAGUGUAUGAUGUUACAGAAGCUACACAUCUUGGUUAGGUGAAAAAUCCAUGGAAAGU
Messenger RNA from Dipodomys spectabilis (banner-tailed kangaroo rat), 918 nucleotides. It is a transcript of the gene Efcab11, whose product is annotated as EF-hand calcium binding domain 11. Gene Ontology annotation, molecular function: calcium ion binding. The transcript is spliced from 6 exons. The record is from RefSeq and is a predicted model, not a curated record. Gene Ontology annotation, cellular component: cytoplasm. NCBI's taxonomy places the organism in Eukaryota, Metazoa, Chordata, Mammalia, Rodentia, Heteromyidae. The coding region runs from base 70 to 507 and encodes 145 amino acids.